AAAAGAUGUUGCGGCUAAUCCAACUAUCCAAGCGCCCUCUAGUUUACGAGUUGAAAGAGGGCACAAAGGAGAAAUGGCGCCUCGUUAUCGUUCUCUUCUCCUUCUCCCCAAAAUACUCAUGCCCUCCUCUGCUGCAGCUACGGCUGCUUCUGCCUACUCUUCUUCUCUCAACCUCCGUUCCUUCUCUUCACUGCCUCCGCUUCACCACCCGGCUCUUCUAUUCAAAACCAGGGUGAAUUUUCCAUUGAGGAGGUCUUCCGGUCGUUUUCUUGUACAAAAUGCUGUUUCGCCUAGAGCAUUCAUGUCUUCCACCGUCACAACUGAGGCCGCCAAAGAACAAACGACCUCAAGCUCUUAUGGCUCGGACCAAAUUCAGGUGCUGAAAGGUUUGGAUCCUGUAAGGAAAAGGCCAGGGAUGUACAUUGGGAGCACCGGACCUCGUGGUUUGCAUCAUUUGGUGUAUGAAAUUUUGGAUAAUGCUAUUGAUGAGGCCCAGGCAGGAUAUGCUUCGAGGGUAGAAGUCGUCUUGCAUUCGGAUAAUUCUGUCAGUAUUUCAGACAACGGGCGAGGAAUUCCUACAGAUCUCCAUCCAGCGACCAAGAAAUCUUCCUUAGAGACUGUGUUGACAGUUUUACAUGCUGGAGGGAAGUUUGGUGGUUCAAAUAGUGGUUAUAGUGUUUCUGGUGGAUUGCAUGGUGUUGGUUUAUCUGUCGUCAAUGCCUUGUCUGAGAACUUGGAAGUUACAGUUUGGCGUAAUGGGAUGGAGUACCAACAGAAAUAUUCUCGCGGAAACCCUUUGACUAGCCUUAUUGGUCUUUCACUUCCAGUUGAAUCAAAUACUCGCCAAGGGACUAAGAUCCGAUUUUGGCCGGACAAACAAGUAUUUACUACUGAAAUAGAGUUUGAUUACAGCACUAUAAGUGGACGAGUUAGGGAGCUUGCUUUCCUAAACCCAAAACUGCAUAUCACUAUUAAAAGAGAAGAUGCUGAUCCAGCAAAAAAUCAGGCUGAUGAAUAUUAUUAUGCAGGGGGGCUGGUUGAAUACGUGAAAUGGCUAAACGCUGAUAAGACACCAAUCCAUGAUGUUGUGGGAAUCAGCAAAGAUAUGGAUGGAAUCACGGUUGACAUGGCUUUUCAAUGGUGUUCAGAUGCAUACUCUGAUACAAUACUAGGGUAUGCUAAUAGCAUACGUACUGUUGAUGGCGGAACACACAUAGAUGGUUUCAAGGCUGCGCUAACAAGAACUGUUAACAGCCUUGGGAAGAAGUCAAAGAUAAUCAAGGAAAAGGAUAUUAAUUUAAGUGGCGAACAUGUCAGAGAGGGAUUGACUUGCAUUAUCUCAGUCAAAGUACCAAGCCCUGAGUUUGAAGGACAGACAAAGACAAGAUUGGGCAAUCCUGAGGUUCGGAAAGUCGUGGAUCAAUCUGUUCAAGAGUAUGUUACUGAGUAUUUUGAGUUGCAUCCGGAUGUCCUUGAUUUAAUCCUUUCAAAAUCUCUAAAUGCUCUCAAGGCAGCCCUAGCAGCAAAGAGAGCUAGGGAAUUGGUCAGGCAAAAGAGUGUCUUGAGAUCAUCUUCUCUUCCAGGGAAGCUUGCUGAUUGCUCAUCUACCAAUCCUGAAGAAUCUGAAAUUUUCAUAGUUGAAGGUGAUUCAGCUGGUGGAAGUGCUAAGCAGGGCCGGGAUAGGCGCUUUCAGGCUAUUCUACCUCUUCGAGGGAAGAUUUUGAACAUAGAAAGAAGAGAUGAAGCAGCAGUAUACAAGAAUGAGGAGAUUCAAAAUCUUAUACGUGCUCUUGGACUCGGAGUUAAGGGAGAGGAGUUCAAAAAGGAUGCUCUUCGUUAUCAUAAGAUCAUCAUCUUAACCGAUGCGGAUGUGGAUGGUGCUCACAUUAGAACACUUCUAUUGACUUUCUUCUUCAGAUAUCAGAGGGCAUUAUUUGAUGAAGGUUGCAUUUAUGUUGGUGUGCCUCCGCUUUACAAGGUCGAGAGAGGAAAGCAAGCUCACUAUUGCUAUGAUGAAGCGGAUCUGAAAAGGGUCCAAAACUCGUUCCCCCAAAAUGCAUCUUACAAUAUCCAGAGGUUCAAAGGUGAGAACAUGACGGGGCAAGUCGGGUUGGGAGAAAUGAUGCCUGCACAGCUGUGGGAAACAACGAUGGACCCAGAGCAAAGGAUGCUCAAGCAAUUAGUGAUCGAAGACGCAGCUGAGGCCAAUGUGGUGUUUUCUUCUCUCAUGGGAGCUCGGGUAGAUACUCGGAAGGAGAUGAUCAGGAGUGCUGCAGCCAUGUUCGACAUUGAUCAACUCGACAUUUGAUCGAUCUUGUCUAGCCAAUUAGAUUAGCAAUCGAGAUGUCGGUUUCAAAAUCUUUGAUCGGUUUUUGAUGAGCGGAGUGAAACGUCGGUAGCUGUUUUCUGGGUUUUAGGAUUAGGUAGGUGAUGAUGGACGGGUUUUUGCUGCACUGAUUCUGAAGCCACACCUUUGUUCUGAAAUGCUACUGUUUAGUUUCGCGGUGUAGGGACUAGGGACUGUUUCUGUAUAUAUGAUUUGUAAGUUUGUAACAUUAACUAAUGAGAGAAAAAUUAUGAAACGACCAUCCUUGAGGUUAAGUUCUCUAUUGAAAAAAAAAAAAAGUUAAACCUUCCAAGUUAUGUUGUGAUUAUGAACGAUAUUUGCC
Linum tenue is the source of this 2669-nucleotide messenger RNA. The record is from the annotation of a GenBank genome assembly. NCBI's taxonomy places the organism in Eukaryota, Viridiplantae, Streptophyta, Magnoliopsida, Malpighiales, Linaceae.